This is a messenger RNA of Frieseomelitta varia, 684 nucleotides long. RefSeq lists its product as uncharacterized. Bases 1 to 684 code for a protein of 227 amino acids. The transcript is spliced from 5 exons. The record is from RefSeq and is a predicted model, not a curated record. Lineage: Eukaryota; Metazoa; Arthropoda; Insecta; Hymenoptera; Apidae.
AUGGAGCUCAGAUCAAUGUCAAGGCGACUACCACUUUACAUGCACGAUAAACAGAGAUUUAUUAACUCGCAGAAUGUCUCCACGACGAAAAAACAAAAUGGUCAAGGUAAAAUCAGAAUAAAAGAGGAGGGCAAUUCAUCAUCAGUGAUAGUUAAAGAUGUAUGUAUCUUUCCAAAAUGUAAAUGCUUUGUCUAUUCUGUCAGUGGAUUCUUGAUAAUCCUUUUGUGUGUUGUCUGGAUUAGCCUGGUGUUUCCUUAUCCUAUGCAUGCUUCUUGCAUUGUAAAAUGGAAAUUUGAAGAUCCAUGCAAAUAUGUUAUGCAAAAAUUUAGGUCUCAGAUACUUAAUUGGUCGUCCUACAUGAACUGUGGUCCACGUAGUAGCAAAUGUUUAUAUACGCUCAAGGAACCAAAACCAAAUGAAAGUACUAUAAUUAAAGCUAUUCAUUUCGCUCUAAAUAUGAAAACGAUGGAAACAAUAAAAAUUGAUUUUGAAGAAAUCAAUAAAACCUGCGUAGCAACGGGGGAAUCCGUAUCAAAGGAAUGGUUCAGGAUAUUCGAUUAUGGAAUAAAUUACUGUAAUCUACACAAUUUAGUAACUGAAAUUGGGUUUGAUAAAAGUUCAACGUUUUUAGAACUGACGACCAAUGCAAUUUGUACCCAAUACAACAUGGCUGUUUGUAAUUGA